Pristis pectinata (smalltooth sawfish) is the source of this 8443-nucleotide messenger RNA. RefSeq names its product kalirin-like. Gene Ontology annotation, biological process: axon guidance; intracellular signal transduction. The transcript has 49 exons. Gene Ontology annotation, cellular component: postsynaptic density; cytoplasm. Bases 637 to 8049 code for a protein of 2470 amino acids. Gene Ontology annotation, molecular function: guanyl-nucleotide exchange factor activity; protein binding. NCBI's taxonomy places the organism in Eukaryota, Metazoa, Chordata, Chondrichthyes, Rhinopristiformes, Pristidae. The record is from RefSeq and is a predicted model, not a curated record.
GUGGCCACUCCUUGGCGCAACGAGGCUGCAAAUCCCGGCGACUGUGAUUUAUGUUUUGGAGAUUUUCACCAUUGCUCUCAGUGAGAAAAGAGUUUCUUAAAACAAGAGACCGCUCUCUUCUCAUCAUUGAAGACCCUUGUUGUUGUUUGGUGACUCUCCGCGGUCUUUGCUGCUGCUCAUUUUCUUUCCAGCCGACUCGACACAAAAUGUACUCCAUCCGACGGCCGGUGUUUCUGGCUCCUCCCGGCCUCUUGUCAUUGGGAUAAUUUCCAUCGAAGGCUUUGCAGCGGUAGUUACAUUGAAAUACUUUAUUCGCCGUUCAUGUACGGCUCGUUGGAAAGAGUGGUUAUUUGAAGCAGCUUUGGAUCUAAGUUGUGGUGUAAAGGAGCUGUCACUAGUGGCAAUGCAUUGAGCCGAGCCCAUGUGUAAUCUAUUGUUGUUGGUAUUGUGAUGCUGCUGCCGGAGAGAGGAGGGCGCCUUUGAACAAUAGAGGACAAAUGCAGAGACUUUUGGUCGAGCACAGCUUUCUCCAAAACACCACCACCUAACAGCAGCUGACAGCCAGCGCUGAAUAUGGAGCUCAGUGUGUAGAAGAAGUGGAUGUAAUUCUUUUGUAUUUUCUGCAUUGGGCGAACGAUGAAUUCCGCAGAAGGGACAGACGAGUGCGUCAACGAUGGUGACAUCGCAGCAUUUUUCAAGACAGGACCUUUCAGAAAUGAUGGAUUAAAACUAUCUGAUGUAAUGCCAAUAAUGAAGGAAAAAGUUGCCUUUGUAUCAGGUGGACGUGAUAAAAGAGGUGGUCCAAUCCUAACUUUCCCAGCUCGCAGUAAUCAUGAUAGAAUAAAACAAGAAGACCUCCGACAGCUUGUUACUUAUUUAGCAAGUGUGCCAAGUGAAGAUGUGAGUAAGAGAGGAUUCACUGUUAUCAUCGAUAUGCGGGGUUCCAAGUGGGAUCUGAUCAAACCUUUACUUAAAACUCUCCAGGAGUCUUUCCCUGCUGAUAUCCAUGUUGCACUGAUUAUCAAGCCAGAUAACUUCUGGCAAAAGCAGAAGACCAACUUUGGAAGCUCAAAAUUUAUAUUUGAGACAAGUAUGGUAUCCGUGGAAGGACUUUCUAAGUUAGUGGAUCCUUCCCAACUGACUGAAGAGUUUGAUGGCACACUGGAGUAUAAUCAUGAUGAAUGGAUUGAGCUUCGACUGGCCCUGGAAGAGUUCAUUAGCAGUGCCGUGCAUCUGUUGUCCAGAUUAGAAGACCUGCAGGAAAUGUUGGCUCGGAAGGAGUUUCCCCUGGACGUUGAAGGUUCACGGAAAUUAAUUGAUGAGCAUACACAACUGAAGAAGAAGGUCAUCAAAGCCCCUGUGGAGGAACUGGACCAUGAGGGGCAAAGGUUGCUGCAAUGUAUAAGAUGCAGUGAUGGUUUUUCUGGAAAGAACUGUAUAUCUGGCAGUGCAGACUUUCAAAGCGUUGUGCCAAAGAUCACCAGUCUGUUGGAUAAGCUACACUCAACUAGACAGCACUUACAUCAGAUGUGGCAUGUUAGGAAACUGAAGUUAGAUCAAUGCUUCCAACUUCGGCUCUUUGAGCAAGAUGCAGAAAAGAUGUUUGAUUGGAUUAGCCACAACAAGCAGUUAUUCCUCCAAAGUCACACAGAGAUUGGAGUGAGUUACCAGCAUACUGUGGAUCUACAGACUCAGCAUAACCAUUUUGCUAUGAACUCAAUGAACGCAUAUGUCAACAUCAAUAGAAUCAUGUCUGUUGCAUCCAGGCUUUCUGAGGCUGGUCAUUAUGCAUCUCAGCAGAUCAAGCAGAUAUCUGCUCAACUUGAUCAAGAAUGGAAGAGCUUUGCAGCUGCUCUGGAUGAGCGUAGCACAAUCUUGGCGAUGUCUGCUGUAUUUCACCAGAAGGCUGAACAGUAUUUAUCAAGUGUUGACAUCUGGUGCAAAACCUGUGCUGAAGGAGGACUUCCAUCUGAAAUGCAAGAUUUGGAGAUUGCCAUUCAUCACCAUCAAACUCUGUAUGAGCAGAUCACACAGGCAUAUGCGGAGGUGAGUCAGGAUGGCAAAGCUCUUCUAGAUGUACUGCAGCGACCUUUAAGUCCAGGAAAUUCUGACUCCCUCACUGCAACUGCAAACUACUCUAAAGCAGUUCAUCGGGUCUUGGAUAUUGUGCAUGAAGUGUUGCAUCACCAGCGAAGGCUUGAAAGCAUCUGGCAACACCGCAAAGUCCGACUGCAUCAACGGCUUCAACUGUGUGUAUUCCAGCAAGAUGUUCAACAGGUUUUGGAUUGGAUUGAAAAUCAUGGAGAAGCAUUUCUAAGUAAGCACACUGGGGUUGGAAAGUCACUUCAUAGAGCACGUGCUCUCCAGAAGAGGCAUGAUGAUUUUGAAGAAGUAGCCCAGAACACAUACACUAAUGCUGAUAAAUUGCUGGAGGCAGCCGAACAGCUCGCUCAGACUGGAGAAUGUGAUCCUGAAGAAAUCUAUAAAGCUGCACGGCAUUUAGAAGUCCGGAUUCAGGAUUUUGUUCGAAGGGUGGAGCACAGGAAACUUCUGCUGGAUAUGUCAGUGUCAUUUCAUACCCACACAAAAGAGCUGUGGGCGUGGAUGGAGGAACUCCAAAAGGAGCUACUGGAAGAUGUCUGUGCUGACUCAGUGGAUGCAGUACAGGAACUUAUCAAACAAUUUCAGCAGCAGCAAACAGCAACACUUGAAGCAACCCUGAAUGUCAUAAAGGAAGGGGAGGACCUAAUUCAGCAACUCAGGGACUCUGCAAUCUCCAACAAUAAAACCCCACACAAUAGCUCCAUCAGCCACAUUGAGAGCGUUCUCCAGCAGCUUGAUGAAGCCCAGGGACAGAUGGAAGAGCUUUUCCACGAGCGAAAAAUCAAGUUAGAUAUUUUCUUACAACUUCGGAUAUUUGAGCAAUAUACGAUUGAAGUAACAGGAGAGUUAGAUGCCUGGAAUGAAGAUCUUAUCCGGCAAAUGAAUGACUUUAAUACAGAAGACCUAACUUUAGCUGAACAGCGGCUGCAACGACACACAGAACGGAAGUUGGCCAUGAACAACAUGACAUUUGAUGUAAUUCAGCAGGGCCAAGAUUUACAUCAAUACAUUAUGGAAGUGCAAGCAUCAGGAAUUGAACUCACGUGUGAUAAAGAUAUGGACUUAGGAACACAAGUCCAGGAGCUGCUGGAUUUUCUUCAUGAAAAGCAGCAAGAGCUUGAGCUGAAUGCAGAUCAGACCCAGAAGCGCCUGGAGCAAUGCUUACAGCUCCGUCAUCUGCAAGCAGAAGUUAAGCAAGUAUUAGGCUGGAUACGAAAUGGGGAAUCCAUGCUCAAUGCUAGCCUUGUUAAUGCUAGCUCACUUUCAGAAGCAGAACAGCUUCAACGAGAACAUGAGCAAUUUCAGCUUGCCAUAGAGUCCCUCUUUCAUGCCACUUCUUUGCAGAAAACCCACCAAAGUGCUCUUCAGGUGCAGCAGAAGGCUGAGACCAUGCUGCAGGCUGGCCAUUAUGACUCGGAUGCCAUCAGAGAGUGUGCCGAGAAAGUAGCCCUUCACUGGCAACAGCUAAUGUUGAAGAUGGAAGACAGACUGAAACUCGUCAAUGCAUCUGUGGCUUUCUAUAAGACAUCUGAACAGGUGUGCAGUGUUCUUGAGAGUCUGGAACAAGAGUACCGGAGAGAUGAGGACUGGUGUAGAGGCCAAGAUAAAUUGGGACCAAAUGCUGAAACCGACCAUGUCACACCACUAAUAAGCAAACAUCUGGAGCAGAAAGAAGCCUUUCUUAAGGCUUGCACUCUUGCGCGCAGGAAUGCUGAGGUGUUUCUGAAGUACAUUCACAGAAACAAUGUGAGUAUGCCUGGAGUGGCUGCUCACACGAGAGGCCCUGAGCAACAAGUAAAAGCUAUUCUAAGUGAGCUACUGCAGAGAGAGAACAGAGUCCUUCACUUCUGGACAAUGAAAAAGAGGCGGUUAGAUCAGUGCCAGCAAUAUGUGGUGUUUGAAAGAAGUGCCAAACAGGCUUUGGACUGGAUCCAAGAAACAGGCGAAUAUUACCUUUCCACCCACACCUCUGCUGGGGAAACUACUGAAGAAACUCAGGAUCUUAUGAAAGAAUAUAGUGAAUUCAGGAUUUCUGCCAAGCAAACCAAGGAGAAGGUGAAGCUCAUCAUUCAGCUCGCUGAUAGUUUUGUGGAGAAGGGACAUGCUCAUGCCUGUGAAAUUAAGAAAUGGGUCACAGCUGUGGAUAAGCGCUAUCGAGAUUUCUCACUAAGAAUGGGAAAAUACAGAUCCUUUUUGGAAAAGGGCCUUGGAAUUACUUCAGAGGACAAUAAAGAUCUAGAACUAGAUAUCAUUCCAGCAAGUCUCACUGACCCUGAGGUUAAACUUAGAGAUGCUAACCAUGAAGCCAAUGAAGAGAAAAGAAAAUCUGCAAGAAAGAAAGAGUUUAUAAUGGCUGAGCUCUUGCAGACUGAAAAAGCAUAUGUUAGAGAUUUACAUGAGUGUCUUGAGAGCUAUUUUUGGGAAAUGACCAGUGGAGUGGAAGAAAUCCCACCUGGUAUUAUUAAUAAGGAACAUAUUAUAUUUGGAAAUAUUCAGGAGAUCUAUGACUUUCAUAACAAUACCUUUCUGAAAGAACUAGAGAAGUAUGAACAGUUGCCAGAAGACGUAGGCCACUGUUUUGUCACUUGGGCAGACAAAUUCCAAAUGUAUGUCACAUACUGCAAAAAUAAACCUGACUCCAGCCAGUUAAUUUUAGAGCAUGCAGGAGCAUUUUUUGAUGAAAUUCAACAAAGGCAUGGUCUGGCCAAUUCAAUUUCAUCCUACCUAAUUAAACCUGUUCAGAGAAUCACAAAGUACCAGCUCCUACUUAAGGAACUUUUAACCUGCUGCGAAGAGGGCAAAGGAGAAUUAAAAGAUGGUCUUGAAGUAAUGCUAAGUGUACCCAAGAAAGCUAAUGAUGCAAUGCACGUGAGCAUGCUGGAAGGAUUCGAUGAAAACUUUGAUGUUCAGGGUGAGCUCAUCCUUCAGGACACCUUCCAAGUGUGGGACCCCAAAUCACUCAUUCGGAAAGGACGGGAACGACACUUGUUUCUCUUUGAAUUAGCCUUGGUUUUCAGCAAAGAGAUCAAGGAUUCCUCAGGACAUAGCAAAUAUGUUUACAAACACAAGUUACUGACAUCAGAGUUGGGGGUAACAGAGCACGUAGAAGGUGAUCCCUGCAAAUUUGCUUUGUGGGUGGGUCGAACACCUUCCUCAGAUAACAAGACAGUCCUUAAGGCUUCCAACAUUGAAACAAAACAGGAUUGGAUUAAAAAUAUUCGGGAGGUAAUACAAGAAAGAACUAUCCACCUGAAAGGAGCUCUGAAAGAACCUAUCCAGUUACCCAAAACCCCAGCAAAACAAAGGAAUAAUAGCAAAAGGGAUAUGGGAGAAGAUGGAGAUAGUCAGGGAGAUGGUAGCAGUCAGCCAGAUACUAUUUCUAUUGCAUCGAGGACCUCGCAGAAUACCAUGGACAGUGAUAAGCUUUCUGGAGGUUGUGAAUUAACUGUGGUGCUACAAGACUUCAUUGCAAACAACAGCAGUGAACUCAAUAUCCAAACAGGGCAGACUGUUGAGCUAUUGGAGAGACCAAGUGAAAGGCCAGGCUGGUGCUUAGUACGUACAACAGAUAGAAGCCCUCCAUUGGAAGGUUUGGUUCCGAGCAGCACACUCUGCAUUUCCCAUUCCCGCAGCAGUGUAGAGAUGGAGUGUUUCUUCCCAUCUGGAAAAGAUGCCUAUUCACCGAAUGACAAUGGAACUAAAUCUGAAUCUGUUUCAAGCCUUCAACCUCAGCCUUCGUUAAGUUCCAUGCAGAAUUCCCCAGGACCCAAACGUUCUGGAAACACAUUGAAGAAAUGGUUGACUAGUCCUGUUCGUAGACUCAGCAGUGGCAAGGCUGAUAACAGGAAAAUUGUCAAACAGAAAAGAGGCCGGAAUGGCAAACCUGGCAUAGAUCCAGCAUCACCCAAAACAGGGGAGAAUGAAAACGCACCUCAGGAAGAUAGUGCGGAUGAGAAAGGAAGGAAGGAUGAACCACCCAGCGGCACUUUAUCUAAGUCUUCAUCUGGAAUGCAGAGUGGAGGAGAAGAUGAGCCAGAUGAUGAGUCCCAUACCCCUCUUCCUCCACCAAUGAAAAUCAUUGACAAUGAUCCUUCACCAGAGGAUUGUUCUCUGGAACCAGGCUGCUCCUAUCGAAGUAACUUGAAAGAUCCCCUUAGCCCUGAGUCAAUGAAUUCUUUGACGUCACCUGGAGAUCUUGCGGAAGAAAAGCGGGCCAAGGCACUUAAAGGACGAACGUAUGUCCUAAAUGAGCUGGUUCAAACAGAGAAGGACUAUGUAAAAGAUUUAGGAAUCGUAGUAGAGGGUUUCAUGAAAAAAAUAGAAGAGAAAGGUGUCCUUGAUGACAUGAAAGGAAAAGAGAAGAUAGUUUUUGGAAACAUUCACCAGAUUUAUGACUGGCACAGUAGUUAUUUCCUGGGAGAACUGGAAAAAUGCCUUCAGGAACCUGAGCGUUUGGCAGAGCUCUUCAUCAAGCAUGAGAGACGCUUAGGCAUGUAUGUGGUAUACUGCCAAAACAAGCCAAAAUCUGAGUACAUUGUGGCAGAGUAUGAUUCUUUCUUUGAGGAAAUAAAACAGGAGUUGGGUCAGAGGCUUAGCCUAAGUGACUUUCUUAUUAAGCCAAUACAGAGGAUAACAAAGUAUCAACUUCUUAUCAAGGACUUCCUAAAAUACAGUGAAAAGGCUGGACAUGAAUGUUCAGAGAUCGAGAAAGCUGUUGAUGUGAUGUAUUUGGUGCCAAAACGCUGCAAUGAUAUGAUGAAUUUGGGAAGACUUGAGGAUUUUGAGGGAAAAAUCACAGCACAAGGAAAAUUACUACAGCAGGAUACAUUCUAUGUGACAGAACAAGAUUCCGGAGUUCUCUCCCGAAGUAAGGAACGAAGAGUCUUUCUCUUCGAACAGAUUGUAAUCUUCAGUGAGCUACUGAAUAAGGGUUCUUCAACACCAAGGUAUCAGUUCAAGAAGAGCAUUAAGAUGAGUUACCUUAAUAUUGAGGAGAAUGUAGACAAUGAACUCUGCAAGUUUGCUCUAAUAUCCCGUGGAACUUCUGAGCGAUUCAUCCUGCAGGCACCAAGCAUUGAAGUCUGGCAAGCUUGGAUUCAGGAUAUCAAUCAAGUUCUUGACGCCCAGCGAAAUUUCUUAAAUGCACUACAAUCACCAAUCGAGUAUAUGAAAAGAGAAAGUGGCCCACAGCCCUUAGGGAAAACACAAGCAAGCAGGAUACCCCAGCCCAAUAUCAGAGCACUCUCCUCUUCUCAGGCUGGGUCCGAAAAGCCUCUGAAAUCAUCGGUUCACAAUCCAUCACUACCCCCGUUAAAGCUAUCUACCUCCAAUGGAACUACAAGUUUUGAUGACGAUCAGCAUUAUGGAGACUAUGAGCAAAUCAAGAAUAACACUGCUGGAUGCAAUGGGACCUCUACCAUGUUGGUUACCCAAGAUUAUGCUGCAGUGAAGGAAAAUGAGAUCUGCGUGUUUCAGGGCGAGGUGGUUCAGGUUCUUGCCAUUAACCAGCAAAACAUGUUCCUGGUGUACCGGCCUGCAAAUGAACACUCCCCCGCUGCUGAAGGGUGGAUUCCAGGCUUUAUCCUGAGUUACACCAGUGACUACUCCACAGAGACUGACGAAGGAAGCAUCAAGAAGUCAUGUUCUUGGCAUACAUCACUGCAUUUGAGAAAACGAGGAGAAAAGGAGAACAGUGGGAAAAAUGAAGGGAGGUUUGAAAAUGAUGCUCGUAAAUCCAAGGAUAUUCUGACCAACAAGGCCUCUGUUAAUGUGAGUAAGUCGACAUUUAGGAGCUGCAAUUCACACUGUUAUAAGGUCCUGACACAAGGCAUUGUUCCUGUGGGGUUGUUCACAGAUUACCUGCUACAUUUUUAUUCCAGAAGAAUCAAAAUAGUUAGUGCAUUUAAGCUAAAUGAAACACUUUUAUUUUCUAGAGUAGCGAAGUAGGUGAUUUUGUCUCUAAGUUAAAGAUUUUCCUGGUGCAAUUGGUGAAAUUAAUACCAUUCAUUAUUCACUGUUACGGAGCUUGUUCUGGCCAAACUACCACUAAACAAAAUUAACAUUACAGUUUCAGUGUGAAAUAUGUGUCAAACUCUAGAUCUGAUUCACUAGACUAAAACUGAUUAGAGUAAAUACAAUCCUUGUUGCUUGACCUUCAAACAACAGGCUACUUCAGCAGCCUAUCAUUAACACUUACCUUUGGAACUAACAUCAGAAACAGAAACAUCACUGUUGGCAGUAAUAAUGCUGAUGAUUUGUUACCACUAAAAGACACCUCUGUUUAUCACACAGAUUGUGGGUGUGUCUGGAGUUCUGAGAACACAGUGUAUCUUAUGCUUUC